This is a messenger RNA of Humulus lupulus (European hop), 1844 nucleotides long. Its product is annotated as pantothenate kinase 1. Bases 343 to 1557 code for a protein of 404 amino acids. Gene Ontology annotation, biological process: coenzyme A biosynthetic process. The record is from RefSeq and is a predicted model, not a curated record. Gene Ontology annotation, molecular function: ATP binding; pantothenate kinase activity. The transcript is spliced from 10 exons. Gene Ontology annotation, cellular component: cytosol; nucleus. Lineage: Eukaryota; Viridiplantae; Streptophyta; Magnoliopsida; Rosales; Cannabaceae.
GCAUAGUAAACCACCACGCGCGCGCCAGCAUCGCAAUCACCACACUUCAUUUUCUCUCCCCUCCUAUGUUCAUCUCUAUUACUAAUCUAAUUACUUAAUUUAUUAUAGAUACACUUUUUAAUUUUGAGAUUUGGGAUUUGGGUUCAUAUUUGUUGUAUAAAUAUAGUUGUAAUGAAGCGUGGGGUUUGGUCAUUGAUGUGGAGGUUGGGACUUGGGAGUUUAUAGGUGACCAAAGUUGUCUAUUUAAUUUAUAAUUUACUUUCGAGACAAGGCCAAGCCACGGUUUCAAGAAGACCAGCUUGAUCCGUAAGAGGGUGAGAGAGAUUCAACAAGGACACGAUUAUGGAUCCCCGAAGCGUCCAUAGCCAAGAAAAUUCCAAGAGUUCCCAUUUGGCUUUGGAUAUUGGAGGUUCUUUGAUUAAGGUGGUUUAUUUCUCGAGAAGUGAUGAAUGUUUGAUCGAUGAUAACGAGGGAAAGUCUUCAAAGGAGAGUCUGGUGGUCUCUAAAAAGUAUCCUGUUCUUCAGGGGAAGCUUCAUUUUGCAAAAUUUGAAACGAGCAAGAUUAACGAUUGUUUAGAGUUUAUAAUGCGCAAUCAACUUCACCUUGGCGGCCGCCAGCACGGGGGAGCCCCUGACAGUGAAGUGUACACUGUUAAGGCCACAGGUGGAGGGGCAUACAAGUAUGCAGACCUCUUUAAAGAAAAGCUUGGUAUUUGCCUUGACAAGGAAGAUGAAAUGGAUUGUCUUGUGGCUGGAGCAAAUUUUCUACUUAAGGCAGUUCCCGAAGAAGCUUUUACUUACACAGAUGGUCGAAAGGAAUUUGUGCAGAUUGACCAAGAUGAUUUAUACCCAUAUCUACUUGUUAAUAUUGGUUCUGGUGUCAGUAUGAUCAAGGUAGAUGGGGAUGGCAAGUUUGAGCGAGUAAGUGGAACCAAUGUUGGUGGUGGCACCUUUUGGGGUUUGGGAAGGCUCUUAACGAAGUGCAAGAGUUUUGAUGAGUUGCUGGAGUUAAGCCAUCAAGGAAAUAACAGAGUUAUAGACAUGCUUGUUGGAGACAUCUAUGGUGGAAUGGAAUAUAGUAAGAUUGGUCUUUCAUCAACAGCUAUUGCUUCUAGCUUUGGCAAGGCAAUUUCUGACAAUAAGGAGCUCACAGAUUACAAACCUGAAGAUGUUGCUCGGUCCCUACUAAGAAUGAUUUCAAAUAAUGUUGGACAGAUCUCUUACUUAAAUGCUCUCCGGUUUGGACUGAAGCGAAUAUUUUUUGGAGGGUUUUUCAUUCGCGGUCAUGCUUACACCAUGGACACUAUUUCUGUUGGAGUUCAUUUCUGGUCUAAAGGUGAGGCCAAAGCUUUGUUCUUAAGACAUGAAGGAUUUCUUGGAGCAUUGGGUGCAUUUGCAAGCUAUGAAAACCAACCUGGCUCAGAUGACUCGACAGUCCGCCAGUUGGUGCAACAAUCCCCCAUUAGUGCAUCUCAUACGGGCUAUAAGAUCCAUCGUCCUCUAAAUGGGGAAUGUAAUGAUAACGAAAGUAUAGAAUGUAGUGUUUACGUCUCUUAGAAUAUAUAAGAGGGGGCAAUACAUGGUUGCCGCCUAUUUUGCACCCUUUACUAGUCCAAGGGUUGAAAAGGGUUAACAUAUCUAAAGUUUAACAUAGUUGAAAGUUACUGUAGGCAUAUAUAUAUAUAUCCCUCAAAAAAUCAAGUGAUGAAAGAGAUAUAACUCAGUCUCAGUUGACAAUAAAUAUUUUCUCUCAUUGUUUGUAACAUCUCCAUGUUUGUAAUCCUAUUGGGUUUGAAACAUCGCCUUGUUAUUUAAUAAUAAACUCAACUUUUUCCGUUGUGGCA